CGGCAGGUGCUCCCAGCGGCCUUGGACCAGCGAGCGGCGGGGCAGAGCGGCGCGGCGAGCGCUGGCACUGCGGACUGGGGAGAUGCUGCGUGAGCGGACCGUGCGGCUGCAGUACGGGAGCCGCGUCGAGGCGGUGUACGUGCUGGGCACCUUCCUCUGGACCGAUGUCUACAGUGCAGCCCCAGCCGAGGCCCAGACCUUCAGCCUGAAGCACUCAGAGCACGUGCAGGUGGAGGUGGUGCGGGAUGGGGAGGCUGAGGAGGUGGCCACCAACGGCAAACAGCGCUGGGCUCUCUCACCUACCACCACGCUGCGGCUCACCAUGAACAAGGCGAGCACCGAGGCCAGCAGCGACAAGGUCACCAUCAACUACUAUGACAAAGAGGGGAGUGUUCCCAUCGACCAGGCUGGGCUCUUCCUCACAGCAAUUGAAAUCUCCCUGGACGUGGACGCAGACCGGGAUGGCGUGGUGGAGAAAAACAACCCAAAGAAGGGAUCCUGGACCUGGGGCCCCGAGGGCCAGGGGGCCAUCCUGCUGGUGAACUGUGACCGAGAAACACCCUGGUUGCCCAAAGAGGACUGCAGUGAUGACAAAGUCUACAGCAAGGAAGACCUCAAGGACAUGUCCCAGAUGAUCCUGCGGACCAAAGGCCCCGACCGCCUCCCCGCUGGAUACCAGAUAACACUCUACAUCUCCAUGUCGGACUCGGACAAAGUGGGCGUAUUCUACGUGGAGAACCCAUUCUUUGGCCAGCGCUACAUCCACAUCCUGGGCCGGCGGAAGCUCCACCACCUGGUCAAGUACACAGGCGGCUCCGCAGAGCUGCUGUUCUUCGUGGAAGGCCUCCGCUUCCCCGAUGAGGGCUUUUCAGGCCUGGUGUCCAUCCACGUCAGCCUGCUCGAGUAUAUGGCCCAGGACAUUCCCCUGACACCCAUCUUCACAGACACCGUGGUAUUCCGGAUCGCUCCGUGGAUCAUGACCCCCAACAUCCUGCCUCCUGUGUCAGUGUUCGUGUGCUGCAUGAAGGAUAAUUACCUGUUCCUGAAAGAAGUGAAGAACCUGGUGGAAAAAACCAACUGUGAGCUGAAGGUCUGCUUCCAGUACAUCAACCGAGGCGACCGCUGGAUCCAGGAUGAAAUUGAGUUUGGAUACAUCGAGGCCCCCCACAAAGGCUUUCCCGUGGUGCUGGACUCCCCCCGAGAUGGCAGUCUGAAGGAUUUCCCUGUGAAGCAGCUCCUGGGCCCAGAUUUCGGCUACGUGACCCGGGAGCCCCUCUUUGAGGCUGUCACCAGCCUUGAUUCCUUUGGGAACCUGGAAGUCAGUCCCCCAGUGACCGUGAACGGCAAGACAUACCCCCUUGGCCGGAUCCUCAUUGGAAGCAGCUUUCCUCUGUCCGGUGGGCGACGGAUGACCAAGGUGGUACGUGACUUCCUGCAGGCCCAGCAGGUGCAGGCGCCUGUGGAGCUCUACUCAGACUGGCUGACUGUGGGCCAUGUGGACGAGUUCAUGACCUUCGUGCCCAUCCCAGGCACAAAGAAAUUCCGGCUACUCAUGGCCAGCACCUCGGCCUGCUACAGGCUUUUCCGAGAGAAGCAGAAGGAGGGCCAUGGGGAGGCCAUCAUGUUCAAAGGCUUGGGUGGAAUGAGCAGCAAGCGAAUCACCAUCAACAAGAUUCUGUCCAAUGAGAGCUUCGUGCAAGAGAACCAGUACUUCCAGCGCUGCCUGGACUGGAACCGUGACAUUCUCAAGAGGGAGCUGGGACUGACGGAGCAGGACAUCAUCGACCUACCUGCUCUGUUCAAGAUGGAUGAAGAUCGCCAGGCCAGAGCCUUCUUCCCAAACAUGGUGAACAUGAUCGUGCUGGACAAGGACCUGGGCAUCCCCAAGCCGUUCGGGCCCCAGGUGGAGGAAGUGUGCUGCCUGGAGACGCACGUGCGGGCCCUGCUGGAGCCCCUGGGCCUCUACUGCACCUUUAUCGACGACAUCUCCGCCUACCACAAGUUCCUGGGGGAGGUGCACUGCGGCACCAACGUGCGCAGGAAGCCCUUCACCUUCAAGUGGUGGCACAUGGUGCCGUGACCCGCCGGGGCCCCUCCCUAGCUCUCCAGACCCCUCGAGCCCAGAACCUUUCUGCCCUGCAGGGAGGCAGUAGGGCAGGACUCGGAGAAUCUGUGCCUUGCCCUCCCUGAGAGGGGCCUCAGCGUCCACCAAAGCCAUCCCCGGGGAGGCUAGGCGCUGUCCUUCCUAAAAAUAGCUGGGCCGGUGUCUGUGUAGCCCUGGCAUGAGAAACAAAGCAACACAUAAUGAACCAUGUACCCAAACCAUUCCCCGAAGAGUUCUUAGUCUCUAGUCUAACGCUGAAUGUGGGGAGAAGGGAAGGAGAUUUUAGGGUUGCCGGUUCUUCCAGCAGCCAUCCCCCAGUGUCCAAGGUAAGACACCUAGAAAGGGACCCUGGGAUCCCAG
This is a messenger RNA of Otolemur garnettii (small-eared galago), 2464 nucleotides long. It is a transcript of the gene PADI2, whose product is annotated as peptidyl arginine deiminase 2. Lineage: Eukaryota; Metazoa; Chordata; Mammalia; Primates; Galagidae. Gene Ontology annotation, molecular function: calcium ion binding; protein-arginine deiminase activity. The transcript is spliced from 16 exons. Gene Ontology annotation, cellular component: cytoplasm. The record is from RefSeq and is a predicted model, not a curated record. Bases 83 to 2080 code for a protein of 665 amino acids.